AUGUCCAUACAAAGAACCUUCUUCAUUUUACUCACUCUUCUCUUUCUGGUUUUCAUUUACGACUCCUAUGGACCAGAACUAGAAUUUUCCACUCCCAAUUUCGAGUCAGAGCGAGAGCUAGAGGAGCACGCGCUAUAUGAUGCCCGUGAUGGCUACUGUGCUGACACAUAUGUAAACGACUUUGGAACCACCUACUUCCCUCGGUCUCAAUUCGUUGGCACUCAUGGCGCCAUAGUAACAGGAUGGCCCGCGAAAGGCGGUUAUUACAAGAUCAAAUGUUCGCUAGCAGAACUCGACUUCCUCGGUCUCGAUCGCUACAAUCCCACCAAUAGAUCAGAGAACGUCGAUGAGGAAGAGGCUUGGUGCGCUACGCUACGUCAGUUACGUGCCAAGUACUAUCGCAAUAUCUGUGAUAGAAUUGCAGACGGAGCGUAUGGCAUAGAGACACCGAAGGUAUAUAUUGGCUGGCCUACCGAUGGAGGUGUGUGGGCUUUGCAGGCAACAAAAUUAAACGCAACCCUUCGCGGACUAGGAAGAAUUGAAAAUGCCUUUACAAUGGAGGAGCGCUGGCAAAAGAUCAAAGAGUAUGGUGGGACAUUUUAUGCUGAGCCGAAAGAAUGUCCUUAUCUUGAUCUCGAUGGCUCCAAGGACCCGGUGAUCAAGAAACCUGAUUGCGGGCAUCUCGAUUAG
Molecule: messenger RNA, 690 nt
Organism: Fusarium poae
Lineage: Eukaryota; Fungi; Ascomycota; Sordariomycetes; Hypocreales; Nectriaceae
Exons: 1
Coding region: 1-690 (229 amino acids)
Source: RefSeq, a predicted model, not a curated record